AUGAUUCAAUCAUGGGUUAAAGUCACUAUAACAUUAUGCCUUUAUGGCUUCUUUAAAGAGAUGAAACCAUCUGAGCCGUUUUUAACACCUUUUCUCAAAGGGUUGAGUAAUAAUUUAACUGAGAAUGACUUAGAGCAAAUUUAUCCUGUUUGGACAUACAGUUAUCUAGGCAUGUUAGCCAUCGCUCUGUUAGUCACCGAUUUAGCUCGUUAUAAACCGAUUAUUAUCAUUGAGGCGUUAGCUUACUUGGCUACUCGUAUCAUUUUGUUAGCUGGCCAUAGUGUGCCUAUAAUGCAACUAAUGCAGUUUGCUUAUGGCAUAGCGACCGCAACUGAAAUUGCAUACUAUGCUUAUAUAUAUGCUGCAGUCUCAUCGCAACAUUAUCAAAAAGUAACCAGUUAUACACGCAUGGCUGUAUUAUGUGGUAGAUCAUCGGCAGGUUUUAUUGGCCAACUAUUAGUAUCAUUGCAUGUAGCCAAUCUUUACGCUCUCAAUGUUAUUGCUACCUGUAGCGUUUGUAUUGCACUGGUAUUAGCUGUAUUACUUCCAAAGAUUCAUCCUAAUGAUUUGCAAUCAAACCAAGAUCCACCCCUAAUGGUAUCCAUUAAUAAUCGUGCCCUAGAAACUGAGAGUCGACAUGAUAAUAGUCAUCAACAACAUCAAGAUUCCAAAGUAGACAAUCGUGUUAAUACGGCGAUGUUUUCACAAAGAUGGAAGCAGCAAAUAACCCAUUUUACUUGCACCUUGACCAAUCAAAUUGCCUAUAUCUACUCCAAUCAUUGCAUAUUGCGAUGGUCUCUUUGGUGGGCAUUAGCUACAUGUGGUGAAUUACUUGUAGGCAACUAUGUAGAAAAUUUAUGGGACGUUAUCUAUCCCGCCCGCUAUCAUAAUGAAGAUGUCUAUAAUGGCCUAGUUUUGGCUGUUGCAACCUUGUUGGGAGCUGGUGCUGCACUAGCUUUAGCAUAUGUAAAAUUUGAUUGGGGCUUUUUCGGUGAGCUAACGGCUGGUAUUGUAUCUGCCAUCGAUGGCGUUUUACUAUUAAUUAUGGCAUUAACCAAUCAAAUUUGGCUAUGCUAUGGCUGCUAUGUCAUAUUUCGUACCUCGUAUGCCUUAUUAAUUACGAUCGCAAGUCUACAGAUUGUGAACGAAAUUAAAAGAAAUUGCUAUGGAUUAGUCUUUGGUAUAAAUAUGUUCCUAGCAUUGAGUCUUCAAACUAUACUCCAAGCGGUCAUACAAGGUUACAAAGUACAUGUCGUUCAUCAAUUUUAUACGUAUUCUGCCUACUUUGGUCUUCUUGGAUUAGCGUUUACUGCUGUUGGAGCUUACAAAAUUGAAUCAUCAAGUCAUAAUACACAUUAA
Trichoplax adhaerens is the source of this 1359-nucleotide messenger RNA. RefSeq lists its product as uncharacterized. Gene Ontology annotation, molecular function: vitamin transmembrane transporter activity. Gene Ontology annotation, cellular component: plasma membrane. The transcript has 4 exons. The record is from RefSeq and is a predicted model, not a curated record. Lineage: Eukaryota; Metazoa; Placozoa; Uniplacotomia; Trichoplacea; Trichoplacidae. The coding region runs from base 1 to 1359 and encodes 452 amino acids. Gene Ontology annotation, biological process: vitamin transport; transmembrane transport.